ACUGAGUCCCAGAGUGAAGUACUAAGGUCUGAACAAAAGGUCCUGAGUCAAAGCUGACCUAGGAUGAACAUCCCAACUGAAUGUUGCUACUCCAAUUGUGGGACAGGUGACAGAACAGGGAAAACUCUCCUGAAUUUUCUCAAGCUGCUGAUAUGAAACGUAUGGACUGGUCUGAUUGAGAGCAUAAGCAACUUGUUUUUGACAUCAGCCCUGAGCUACUGCACAGCAGGAGAGGAAAAGCCAGCAAGACAGAAGUGCAAAGAACCAUGGUGAGACUCGUGCACCCUCCUAGAGUCCAUCUCUGUGUUUGCAAGUGACAGCAGCUUUACAACACCAAGAGAUGUGUCCCCCACCCAGUUUGUGUCACAGAGAAAGUGGUUCUGACACACAAACUGCAAUUGCUGCAGGAUUCAAUGUUGGAGUGGCUGGAUACCAGGUGCCCACCAAGCCACUUGUGUCACUUUCCCCCCUUAGGGGUGUCCCUACCCAUGGCAAAGUGCUUGGAACUAGCUGGUCUUUAAGGUCCCUUCCAACCCAACCCACUCUGUGAUUCUGUGAUUUGUCCAGGUUGUGUGAUUUGUGAUUUGUCCAUGGAGAGGGCUCACAAGCUAACAAUAACCUGAACAUGCACUUUCCCCAAAGCCCAGGAAACCUGGUGUCUCCUCCCUGCUAGCUGAUGGAGACACAGUUGGUAUCUUGAUUACACCCAUAGGCAUGUGGUGACAUCCCUGAUUUUGUUCCCAAGAGCUGAAUAGCUCUUGGGCUUCCCUACCUUCCUGCUGACUUUGGGCCCUGUUAUGCCAGCAUCAGAGCAGCCAGUAAGGACUCCACAGGGCUGUAAUCUUUCCACAUGUCUCAAAGUUCUGAUGAGGGCAGACUGGGUGGUUUCUGCUUCUUGUCUGAAUUCCCUCACUCCUUCCUGCAUUUUCUUUUCUCAAGGACCAACGUCUUGAUGGAUCCCUUCUUCUCCCUCCUCCCCUAAUAACUGGUGACAUAGACCCAUUGACUUCCAUGUCCACUGGGUUUUUUCCACAACUGGGGCAACAGCAGUUCUUGUUUGGGCCCCUAUCACCUCAGAUGGAGUUUGUCCCCAGUCUCAAUCAGGUUACUCUCAGAGGUGGCUGGGGUCCCUGAGUUAACCACAGCCCUCUGACAGCCCUGAACUGGGCUUUGCAGGCACAUGCCAAGCCCCAGUACAGUGCCAGGAGCUGCUGGUUUUCACUGGGCUAGGCACCUUCUGUCAGUUGGCACGUCACUUUGCCAGGGUUACUUGCCUGUUCAGGUGUAGUCCCAGGCUAUGGGAGGUGAUAACUAGCCCAGGCAUUUGCCCAAAUCCUUCCACACACUCUGCCACCCACGGACCAGCUGCCUCAGGGCACAUUUCAGUAUUGACUCACCCAAAAAUUGUCUUAUACCAGGAUGACACCAGAUUACACAGACCCCAUGAUAUGCCAACCAUGUUAAUUAGUAGCAUUAAAUAUCUCACAUAAGGCUGAGCAGGAACAAUAAAGCCACCCACACCAGGUGGGAGUGGGAAAUGGAUCCUCUCCACAAGGCAGCUCCCCCAGCAGAGCAAGGCCAUCAGUGCCAGGGCAAAGCACAGAGCCAUGGUUUGUACUAACAUGUUCCCAAAGCCCAGCAAAGUAAAGAGAUAAGAAAUGCAACCAGCAAACACUGUGGCCCAACAGGAGCUGCCUACUUAGUAACUACUAUGGCUAAAGCACACUUAGCACAGCACAGCCAUUGCCUCAGCCCCCACCCUGGGCACCAAACUGUGGUGGGCUGACCCUGCCUGGACACCAGGUACCCACCAAGCUGCUCUCUCACUCCCCUCCUCACUGGGAGGAAGGCAGGGAGAAAGGAAGAUGGGAAUGGAAUUUGUGGGCCAAGAUAAAGGCAGUUUAAUAAAGCAAAAGCAAGGCUGCAUGUGGGAGCAAAGGAAAACUAAAUAUUUAUUGUCUACUUUUGACCAGCAGGAGAUGUCCGGCCACUUCCUGGGAAGCACAACUUCAGUACACAGAGCAGCUGCUCCAGAGGACAGAUGUUUUAGUAAGGAAUGCCCCCCAUCUCCCUUCUCUUAGUUAUUACUGCUGAGGAGAUGCCCUAGGGUCUGAAUAGCCCAAGACCUUGCUCCCACCCCAGUCUGCUGGUGAGGUGGGAAUGUUAGAGACAGCCCUGACACUGUGGGAACAUUGUUCAAGAACAGCCAAAACACUGGUGUUUUAUCAACAGCUUCCUAGCUACCAAUACAAAACACAGCUCUACAAGGGCUGCUAGGGGUGAAAUUACUUUCUUCUCAGUCAGACCAAAUACAACUGUUUAUUUAAAAAAAUUAACAGAAACUUUUAACAAAAUCACACCGAACAGUGAGGAUCUGAAAAGCCAGGCAGCCAGCACUGGGGGCAUCACAAAGAGAAAUGCUCUGCAGGCCCUGACCAACCAAAGGGAUAGAUGUGCAGACAAGCACCUCCAAGUGGAUGGUAAGACCGUGUCCACUUCUCUCAUUCAAACAGUGAUACUGUUUAUUGAGCAGGUGAGGUUGUAAAUUAGAAACCUGAAUCUCUUCUGCAUCCUCACUGGUGCCCAAGCACCUGGAGGGCUCCAAUGGUGAUAAUGUUUUUUAAAAAGUUCAAUUUGAAAGCAACCACAGCUGCAGUUGCAGCUUGGAGGCAGCCACCUGCUUAAGUGCAACAUGAAGAGUAUGUCAUAGCAUAAGGUGUGUGUGACAUGCUGCAUUUCUUCUUGCCCAAAAUCCUACAGAGCUGUCCAUUUUUCCCCUUUGUUGCCCUGUAUCAGCACAGAACAUCCUCUCUAGCUCAGGAAGAAGGGAGAAUGAACACAUGUAUAUCCACAGUCUAAGGAGAGUCACCUUUUGCUGGAACUUGGAUCACUCCAUACCCCAUCCCAAAUGUGAGAACAGGGCUAGCUCUGGAAGGACAGAGCCCUCUACGAGCUAGGAGCCACGAGGCAAUUAAUAGAUUGCAGGCUGGUGAUUUGCCUUCUGCAUCUGGAUGAUCUUGCCAAAGCCACCUCUUCCCACAUCGUAGUCUGUCCGGUAUUCAUCUCGCACCUGGGGCACAGCAACAACACACACAUUAACAGCCAGCACUGCCAGCCCCCUGCCAGACCUCAGAAUCAUCAUCCCCUCCUUGUUCAGUUGGUGGGGAACUGAAGUUCACAUUAGAAACACUUCAACUCGUCUGAGAUCUCUUCGACUAAUCCACCAAAAAGGUGGUAAUGGUGGUGAAAAUGACCAAAAAGGACAUAUUUGAUUGUUGAGAUUUUUUUCAGGUAAGAAGCAAAGACUCCAAAAUAUUUUUGUUCAGCUUUUCAGUAUGCUCUUCUGAACUGCCAGGCUUGGCCUUCAAAACACUUUAUCUCAUCUAAACCUCAUCUUUGCCCUUGGGGAAACUGCUGUGUUAUGAGAUUGGCCUGGCAGCCACACUGCUUCUCUCUACUCAAAUUCUGGAUCAUUUCAAGUGUACUAGCUUGGAUUAGAGAACAUUCUGCUUGCAUUGCAGGAAGUUUGGAGUCCUAAACAAAAGUGGCCUUAAGUUCUAUUUCCAGCCUUUAUCACCAGGUGUCAAUUACCAAAAUAGCCUGGGAGUGAGUGACCCUGGUUAUCAGGUCUUUACAGUCUGCACAUUGUUCUCCCUGAGACAAAACCAGCAACUAAGUACAGAGUCUUACAGGACCGAAUUCAGGGAUGAACUGGCAUUGCUUUUACCUGUCCUCCAGUCUUUCCUCUCCCAUACUGCCUCCCCUCCUUAAACCCUGCGUCCCAGUCCGUGCGGAUGAUGCGGUCGUCCAGCCGGGUGCCGUUGAUGAACCUCAUGGCGUGCUCAGCAUCUGCUCUUGUGUAAUACCUGAGGCACUCUGUAAGGACAACUCAGGGUGCUUUUUGUUGGGCACAGGGAAAAAAAUGAGGGAAGUAUUGUAUUUGAGAAGCUGAACUCCCCCCACUGCCUCCCAGCCUCUUCUGCUCUUCUCUAUGGGAUCAAAAACUGCACUCAUGUAAAUCCAAGCUAAGACCAGCUCAGCAAGGAUUCUGUACUUUAAUGUGAGUACCUGCACAGACAAGACCAAGACAAUGGAACACAGACAUUAAAGCCUUGCUAAGGGCAAGAAAUCAGCCUUUUUGUACUAUGUAAAACUUGACUGAAAUAGAACAAAAGGAGAGCUUUGCACAGACAGCUCCUGGCACAACCUGUAUAAGCGUGUACCCUCUGCUUGAAAAUGCCCCCAUGGCUUAUCUUGCUACUUCCUUCAGGUGUGCAGUUGAGAUGAGAAAGCAAACAUGUGCUCUGGACACGGAAGAUGUCAGGCUGAUGACUAACAGUUCUCAUUUUGGCCCUAAAAGCAUUAAAGAAAUUAAUGAAUUAAAAGGGGUUCUCUUCCACCUCCAGAAACUACAGCUCUGGUGGCACUUGUCACAUACGGCACCACUAUACAGUCAGUGUCGGGGUGCAGAGAGGAAGGUGCAAGGAGGGACAGGAUGUGCCUGGUAGGAAGCACCUGGCUAUCACCUUUCCAGCAGCAGCACUGAUACACUUCCUGUGCAGAGGAACUACAGGUGCCAAGCACACCCGUACUGACAGCAGGGAACCAGAAAGGAUACUCUACAAAGCAGAAGCCACAGGGGGUUUUCUUGAUCUUGUCCAGACCCAUGACAAUCCUCUUGACAUCCCCGCACUUGGAGAAGAGCUCCUGGAUCUGCUCCUCGGUGGUGUAGAAGGACAGGUUGCCGACAUAGAGCGUGGAGGAAAUCUUCAGCGAUUUCUCCUGCAGCUGCCUGCUACCCUGCGGGCACAGAGGCGCAGGCCGCGGGCUCAGCGCGCUCGCCGUGCCGCUCCCGCCGCCCCGUGCCCUCCCGCUGCCCGGUUCCUCGCACGGCCUUGUCCCGGCCUCAGCCCUCCCCGCCCCGGCCGGGCCCCGCCACCCGCCGCGCCGGGCGCACCCGGAAGUGCUGGUCGCGGUACUGGCUGAUCUCGCAGUACGAGUCGCUGUUGAGCCCGCUGAGCGUGGUGUGCAGCAGCCCCGACAUCGCGCCCGCCCGGGCCCCGCCGCCGGGAUCCUUCCACAACCGCCGCGCACCGGACGCGGCGAGCGGCGCGCGACGGACGCCGCUCCGUCGCCCCGCGCGAUUGGCCACAUUGGCUGUCACUCGGGGCGGAAGGCGGGACGAAACAGCCAGACAGCCAAUCGGCGGCGCGAGGGCCCGCCGGCAGCGCUGGGUCGGGGCGCGCAGGCGCAGUGCGCGGGCGCUGCUCCCGUGGCUCCGCGCCCCUGACGGAGCUCUCCUGAGGGGCCAUGGCGGGGCCGCGGGCGGCGGCCGUGGAAGCGCUCGUGCGGGAGCUGCUGAGGGAAGAGGCGCCGUCCCGUAUCGCCGCCCUCACGGAGGAGCUGUUCCAGGCGGCGGAGAGCAUCUCUGAAGAGGACGGGAAGGUGGCGGAGGGAGAGCCCCCCGCUCCCAGCCCGUCUGACGAAACGGGGGGUGCAUGUGCUUCACACCCCACAGCCCUGGCCCAGGUUGAAGAGAGUGCAGUCAGCUUGUGGAACUGGACAGUGACCAAACACACGGGUGCUGUUAUCAGUGAUGAGCAAAGAGCCAAAUUGCGGUUUGUUGCCUGCAGACUGAUUUGCCUUUGUGAGGGCAGCGAUCCUCCGGAGGGAACUAUUCGAAGACAGAUUUUGAUGUCUAUGAAAACUGGGAAAGGAUGGAUAGAUACUGGAAAAGCUGCUCUUGCAGAUGGAUUUCUAGAGAAUGCCAUGAAUAGUAUAGAAAAGCUGUAUGCCAAGUUACGGAAGGGGAGCGAGGGUGAAGCAGAUAUUCAAGGGCACAGAGCUGAUGUGGAGAAGAGCCUUUUCAAAGUACUCUCUUACCAAGCUGAAUCAGCUGUUGCUCAAGGGGAUUUUCAGAAAGCGGUGAUGUGUGUGCAGCGCUGCAAAGAUAUGUUGAUGAAAUUGCCAAAAGAAACCUGUUACCUGUCAAUCCUCUGUUACAAUUUUGGAGUGGAAACCUAUGAAUGGAAGAGGUAUGAACAGAGCUCCUUCUGGCUCAGCCAGAGUUAUGACAUUGGGAAGAUGGACAUGAAAUAUUCUGUUGGCAAAGAAAUGCAGGCUAAAGUGCUGCGACUGUUAGCCACGACCUAUUUUGAGUGGGAUUGCAGCCUGUACCUGGACAAGGCAUUGAAAGCCAUAAACUUGGCAAAUCAGGAGAAUUUGCACCCAGCAGGGUUUUUUUUGAAAGUUAAAAUUCUUCUUAAAAGUGGAGCAUCAGAUGAAGAUAUCAAGUCAGCUCUUGCAGAAUUCACACACUUUGACAUGUCUUUAGACUUCUGUUUGAAUACUGCCAAACUGCUGCUGGAGCAUGGAAGGGAAUCAGUUGGUUUUGAUUUUCUGAAAUCUGUUCCUGAACGAUUUGAAUCUUCACCUGACCUUGGAAAAAUUACCCUGCUCCACAUCGAGUUCCUGCUGCAGAAUAAGAGGGAGCUGCUCGCUAAGCAAAAGAUUGAAGAAGUUAUUAUAGGUCAUUAUACUGGCAAACAGCUGUUGCCUGAAGCCUUGAAUCAGCUGCACAUCAUCUUGUGGGACAGAGCUGCCAAACAUUAUGAGGAGAAAAGCUAUUCUGAAGCCCUUCACUGGUACAAUUAUUCUGUCAGCUUCUAUACACCUGGGCAGAUAGAUCAGAACUUGGCUAAGCUGCAGAGGAACAUGGCUUCUUGCUAUCUUCAUCUGAAACAAAUUGACAAGGCUAAAGAGGCAGUUAAACAAGCAGAAAGGUGUGAUCCAAACAGCAUCUUUACUAAAUUCAGUGUCUAUAAGAUUGCAGUGUUGGAGAACGAUACUGAUAAAGCUAUGGAAGCAGUUAUUGAAAUGGGGAAACUAGCAGAAAAGCCAUCAGAACAUGAAGACAAGCUGAGAGUGGAUAAAAAUACAGGCAGCAACCUCUUGAGUUUAGCUGCCCAAAUUGCUUUAGAGAAUGACCAACAAAUUGUGGCUAUCAAAGCUUUGGAGUAUUUGUCUGAACAUUUACAAGACUGCCGACAAUUAUUUACAUCUUUAAAAUGUUUGGUCCGUCUGAUGCUAUCAAAAAUCAUGGCAGAAAAUUCAGAGAAAAGAGAUGAAGAUAUCAACUCCAUACUGACUUACUUGAACUUGGCUCACAAGAAACUUGCUGAGUCUUUCACAGAAGAGAAAUUUACAGGGGACAUGAGGAUCCUUGAAGCUCACUGGUUUAGAAAAGUUGCUUGGAACUUAGCUGUACAGUUCAAGGACAGCCCUGAAAAGAUGAGGGAUUUUUUUGUGCUGUCUUUCAAGUUGUCCCAGUUUUGUCCCUCUGACAAAGCUGUUCUGAUUGCUCAGAAGACAUGCCUGCUAAUGGCAGCUGCAGUUGAUCUGGAGAUGGGGAGACAGCAAGUAACACCUUCAGAACAGACGGAGCUUUUUAGUCAGGCCCUUCAACAUCUUCAGACAUGCAAGGAGAUAUGGAAGGUGCUGAAAUUAACAGGAGAUUUUGCUACAGACCCAACAGACACAUUGUUGCUGCUUUAUGAAUUUGAAGCAAGAUCCAAACUGAAUGAUCCAACACUUCACAAUCUUAUGGAGUCAGUUUGGGAGCAGCCACAAAUAGAGAUCAAGACACUUGAAAUCAUUGCAUCAUUAGCAAUGGAGCCUCCAGCUCGGUAUCCUGCACUGUGUAAGAAAGCUCUCAAGAGUGCACUAAACCUUCACAGAAAGCAGGCUGUCAUUGAUGCUGUGAAAUUUAGCAAAUGCUUACACAGUUUGAUUAACAUCUCUUUGCCAACUGGAUUGACAGACUUGGAUACCUGUGUGCUGCAGGAGGUGUGGGACUACUUUGAGGAUGCUCUGAGUGUAGUCAGCAGCACAGAUGCUUACCCAGAGAUGGAGAUCCUUUGGUUGAUGACAAGAGCCUGGAAUACAGGAAUAUUUCAGUACACUGUUGGUAAAUACAAGGAAGCUGAGCAGUGGUGUGGAUUGGGAAUGCGGUUCCUCAAUCACUUAGGCUCUCUGAAGAAAACCUAUGAAGGCCAUAUGGUUGGCCUUUAUAGUGAGGUUCUGGACAAGCUGGACAGAGCAAAAGGAUUUAUUCCAAAUGAAGAAUAAUGACAGCCACAACGACAAAAAAAGGAAAGCAGUCUCUCUUGGAAGUGUUCUGCUGAAUGAGAGGCUGUUAGCUCUGUGAAGGCACAGGGCCAUGGGAGCAGUGGGAAAGAAACCAGGAUCUCCUUCUUGUUGGCAAAGAAGUUAUGUACUUUUUAGGAAGUGUUUAUUCAAUAAAUGUAAUUGUUUUCCUCUUGGGAAUAAUUUUCAUUCUCUGGAGCUAUUUAACAGUUAGAAAUAAAUAUUUAAGUUUUACAUGA
Messenger RNA from Agelaius phoeniceus (red-winged blackbird), 8384 nucleotides. It is a transcript of the gene TEX11, whose product is annotated as testis expressed 11. NCBI's taxonomy places the organism in Eukaryota, Metazoa, Chordata, Aves, Passeriformes, Icteridae. Gene Ontology annotation, cellular component: central element. The record is from RefSeq and is a predicted model, not a curated record. Gene Ontology annotation, biological process: reciprocal meiotic recombination; synaptonemal complex assembly; male meiosis chromosome segregation. Gene Ontology annotation, molecular function: protein binding.